AUGUCUUCUACAUAUCCCUUUAACCAACCCUCAAACUUUGUUGACCUCUUGCAUAGCCAGCAAGAGACUGUGGCAACCUAUCCUAAUCCAUUCCCAUCACUAGAACUCCCUGCAUUCAGCACCCAAACUUCCCUUGAAGAUCAAGGACCAUUCGAUGAUGAGCCGACCAAGGAGCCUGCACAUCGUCGAGAAAGAAGAUCAUGGAAUCCUGCAGAUGAUACUCUCCUCAUAAGCGCAUGGUUAAAUACAAGUAAAGAUCCGGUUAUAGGCAAUGAACAGAAGUUGGGUUCCUUUUGGGAUCGCAUAGCUACGUACUAUGCGGCUUCUCAUACGAGUGGUGAUGUUCGAGGGCCAGGUCAGUGUAAACAGCGCUGGCACAAGAUCAAUGAUCUUGUCUGUAAAUUCGUUGGAGCUUAUGACGCAGCAACAAGGGCAAAAGGAAGCGGUCACAAUGAGACUGACGUUCUUAAGCAGGUGCAUGCUAUAUUCUAUAAUGACCAUAACAAGAAAUUUACCCUGGAGCAUUGUUGGAAGGAGCUUCGGAAUGAUCAGAAGUGGUGCGAAACUUUGACCACUCAAACCGAUGGACCCUGCAAACGGAGGAAAGCUGACAAUGGUAGACGAGCUGUCAAUGGUGAACCAUCCGAAGUUGAUGGAAACAAGGACGCCGAAGCUGAUCAGGCUAACAUCCGACCUCCUGGAGUGAAAGCCGCAAAAGCCAAAGGGAAGAAGGCAUCAAUGGUGGUGGGGAAGUCUUUGAACGAGUUUAGUUCCUUGUGGGCUGUUAAAGAGAGGGAUAUGGUUCUGAAGAAGGAAAUCACGGCAAUGGGACUCCUGGACUCUCUAUUCGCAAAAAAAGAAUCACUCACGGCGACUGAAGAAGCCUUGAAGCAAAAGCUCAUAAAUCAAUUGUUGGGUAAUUAG
This is a messenger RNA of Eutrema salsugineum, 924 nucleotides long. RefSeq names its product glutathione S-transferase T3-like. The record is from RefSeq and is a predicted model, not a curated record. The coding region runs from base 1 to 924 and encodes 307 amino acids. NCBI's taxonomy places the organism in Eukaryota, Viridiplantae, Streptophyta, Magnoliopsida, Brassicales, Brassicaceae. The transcript has a single exon.